This is a messenger RNA of Paecilomyces variotii, 2403 nucleotides long. RefSeq lists its product as hypothetical. Gene Ontology annotation, molecular function: zinc ion binding; DNA-binding transcription factor activity, RNA polymerase II-specific. Lineage: Eukaryota; Fungi; Ascomycota; Eurotiomycetes; Eurotiales; Thermoascaceae. Gene Ontology annotation, biological process: regulation of DNA-templated transcription. The transcript is spliced from 5 exons. The record is from RefSeq and is a predicted model, not a curated record. Bases 1 to 2403 code for a protein of 800 amino acids.
AUGGAGUGUGGGAGCGCUGAACCUCCCCCGGGCUUCGAGCCCAAUUUCCUCGAGAACUGGCAGUCAGACGGUGCUUUCUCGAUCGCAUCGUGGGAUAGACCAGGAUUCGAUCAGUCCCCCGAAUGGGACACCAGUCAGGAGUCCUCCCAGGCAGACAUCGGGGAGUUCAGCUCCCUGCACGGCGCGCUGGCUCGCGAUCAGCAGGAGGGCUCCCAUGAUUUCCCCAACCUUGAUUACAGCAAUCCCGGGAAGUCGCAGAACAAGUUUGGCUUCCUCGAUGGCACCAUCACCCCAGACACCCUUCCAUCGUCGACCGACGACAACCUGCCCCGCGAAGAACAAUGGACACAGUUCCAGAUCCCAGAGGCUCUCAUGGCAGCAAUGCCAAUGGACGCGCCCAUGUUCUAUUCGUACGAGAAAGGGCCCAGAGUAGUAGCGACCAAUUCCGUGAUCCUCGAUGGCAGUCACAAGCCGCUGGAUCAAGGCUUCCACCAGCUGUCCUCAGGGCAAGUAACGCCCUUCCAGCACACGUCGCCCACGUUCCAGUUGAUGAACGAAUCAUGGCCUGAUUCACUCAAUGCUGCACCAGCACCCGUUACAGAACUAUCUGAUGCCGCUGUGUCGGAUCCCCAACGCGGAGAUGGAGAUGGGCAGGCCGUGGACUUGCCCGCACCAGCCCAGCCUCUCGACCUGGAAUGGUUCGAUGAGCUUGACGUGCAGAUCCCGGCCAAUAUGACCUCUACUUUCUCGGUGGUGCCCCAGAAUCUGGGCCUCUACGAUGACUAUCAGGUAAUGAAGAAGGAAUCUCUGGAGCAUUCUGACAGCCCUCUUUCGGGCCCGGAAGACGUCUCCAGUGCCUUUGAUGGUUCUUACUCUGCAACUCAUGAUGAUAUAUCGGCGUUCGCCAACCGCCAGCUCAGUGAGGAAGAUACUCGUUUUAUGGAAUGGAGCGAUGUGUCCCCAGGCAGCAGCACGUCGAAUCUCUCGCAUAUCAUUCCCAAUGCAGGUGGAUUCGCUGUCGGUCAAGGGAUGCAGCAGUCAGCAUCCGCCUCGAUUCCUGCAAAGGCUCGAAGCGCGUCCUCGCUCGCACACCGAGGGUUGGCACGUCACACCUCGCUUUCUCUACAACCGGUCACGACGGCAAGGAAGAGGAAGCAGCGCAAUGCUGCUUCCAUCGACAUUUCUCAGCAGCCGAAACCACUGCAAAUCGUGCAAGAGGAUGGUCAAGGAGGGUCGAUUUCCUCGGCCGAUUUCGUCUCUCCUCCGCGCGGAGCUCGUCGGAAGGGUCCCCUGAGUACCGUGGGAAGAGCCAACGCGGGAAUGCGCCGGAAGAACAAGGAUACUUGUGUUCAGUGUCGUCUGAAUAAGCGCAAGUGUGAUGGAGGCGCGCCGUGUGAUGCAUGCCGUCCUACGCUACACGAGCAACCCUGCGCACGCGCGUGCUUUGCCAGCAUCGUGGAAUACGGAACGUGCAACUACAUCUCCCAACGAGCCAUUAAUCACCCUACGUUGAGCGGGACUGGCAGGAUGCGAAUGGAAAUCCCUUCCGCCUUCAACUUGAACGACCUCCUUUCGCUCCUCAGUGAACGCAGGGGUCGAUUCAACAUCCGCGCGACCCAAGCCUGGGGCACUCUAUACGUUCUGGAUUUGGGCGAGACCUACAAGUUUCUCAAGGGACUAACUGAGUACAACGGCAACGCUAGCUCCACCUUCCUGGAAUUCAUAGACCGUCGAAUCAUCGAGUCCAAAGACAAGUCAAAGAAUUGGCUUGCUUGUGUUCGAGACUGCGAUCCCAUGAAUAACAUCUUUUCUCUGUUGUCACAGUGGAACAACAUGCCAAGUCGAGCUGCAUACAGCUUCGUUCCGGUUGAUGAAAAUGGACAGGAACGUCUCAUGGACGUCAACGAUCCGGAAGACCAAAAAGAGAUCUUAUUGGCGGCACAGUUGUCACGUAUCUUCUGCCGCAUGCUUGAGGUUGAGGGUUUCCGAAAGCUAGAACGCGACUUCUACAACAUCAAAUGGAAGCGCAUCUCGCAUGAAGCACAUCUGCGCUUCCUUGACGAACUCGGUCACAUCCUCCUCACCCUCCGCUGGCGCGUUUCCUGGUGGAAGCUCUUGGGUGACGGCGGUGUCGACCCAGACCCCAGUAAACAACACUAUGUCGACCGCGUGCAACUCCUAUGCAGGAUUCUCUACGUUUAUUACACCAGCGUGCUCGCCAAACUGCCAUCCUGGUCUGCUGCAGAUGUUCCCAAGGGAGUAUGGUCCACCUACGCUGAUGCGAAUCCGGUCUGGGAUGACUUCCCCGCGGAUGCAACGGACAACGGCUUCAAUGAAUGGAUGGAGAGAGGCCGUGAUCUCAUCGAACAAGGCGGCGUUCCAAGCCGUGUCGCGAAAUUCUAG